Molecule: messenger RNA, 3854 nt
Organism: Calliphora vicina (urban bluebottle blowfly)
Lineage: Eukaryota; Metazoa; Arthropoda; Insecta; Diptera; Calliphoridae
Gene: LeuRS
Product: Leucyl-tRNA synthetase
Exons: 5
Coding region: 148-3699 (1183 amino acids)
Biological process (GO): leucyl-tRNA aminoacylation
Molecular function (GO): leucine-tRNA ligase activity; aminoacyl-tRNA deacylase activity; ATP binding
Source: RefSeq, a predicted model, not a curated record
UUGAACUGUCAAAAUUCUUUUAGUUCUUUUCGGUGGAACAACACGUUGCACUUUUUGUUAAAAGUUUAUUUAAAUUUUAUGCAAAAACUUAAUAAAUUCUAAAUAAAUAAACUUAUAAAACAGCAAAUACGCAGCUACAACAAAAGCAUGGCUAAUGUGGAGCGCAAAGGCACCUUUAAGGUGGAAUAUUUACAAAAAAUCGAACAGGAAGUGCAACAGCGUUGGGAACAAGAACAUCUACACGAAACCGAUGCUCCAGCAGAACCCAAAAAAUCUCAAGAUGAGAAAUUUUUCGUUACCUUUCCAUUUCCCUAUAUGAAUGGUCGCUUACAUUUGGGUCAUACGUUCUCAUUGUCGAAGGCUGAAUUUGCCAUACGCUAUCAGCGCUCCAAGGGUAAACGUGUUUUGUGGCCUUUUGGUUUUCAUUGUACCGGCAUGCCCAUUAAGGCAUGUGCUGAUAAAUUGAAACGCGAAAUGGAAGACUAUGGUUAUCCACCACAAUUUCCAGCUGCCAGCGAAGAGGUUGCUCCUGUAGAAACUUCUCAAGUCGAUGUGCCUAAAGAUAAGUCGAAGGGCAAGAAGAGUAAGGCUGUGGCUAAGACUGGUACGGCCAAAUAUCAGUGGCAAAUUAUGCACAGUUUGGGCUUAAAGGACGAGGAGAUUAAGCCUUUUGCCGAUGCCGAGCAUUGGUUGAAUUAUUUCCCACCUUUGGCUGUUAAGGAUUUGAAGAGGAUUGGUAUACAUGUGGAUUGGCGCAGAACUUUCAUAACUACCGACGUAAACCCCUUCUAUGAUUCUUUUGUACGCUGGCAAUUUAUGCACUUGAAAAAUCGUGGCAAGGUCAUGUAUGGCAAACGUUACACCAUCUAUUCACCUAAGGAUGGCCAACCCUGCAUGGAUCACGAUCGUUCGAGCGGUGAAGGUGUUGGACCCCAAGAGUAUACAUUAAUUAAAAUGAAAGUUUUGGAAAAACCAGCUAAAUUAAGUGCCAUCAAAGAACCGGUUUACCUGGUAGCUGCUACCUUAAGACCUGAGACUAUGUAUGGCCAAACCAACUGUUGGCUACAUCCCGAUGUUAAAUAUAUUGCAUGGCAAACCACACGCAACAAUGAGGUUUGGAUCAGCACAAGACGUGCUGCCAGAAAUAUGUCCUAUCAAGGUUUCACCGCCGAGGAGGGAAAAAUUGUUGAAUUGGCUGAAUUAACGGGACAAGAUCUUAUGGGUACACCUUUGUCCUCACCCUUGACUUCCCACAAAACCAUUUACACUUUGCCCAUGUUGUCCAUUAAAGAGGACAAGGGUACUGGUGUGGUGACCUCAGUGCCAUCUGAUUCUCCCGAUGAUUAUGCAGCCUUAAUGGACUUGCAAAAGAAGGAGGCUUUUAGACAAAAGUAUGGCCUCACCGAUGAAAUGGUUUUGCCCUAUGAACCCAUAUCCAUUAUUGAGGUGCCCAGUUUGGGCAACAUGUGUGCUAAGCAUGCCUACGACUUGUUUAAGAUUCAGUCUCAAAAUGACAAAGACAAAUUGGCCGAAGCUAAGGAACUGUGCUAUCUUAAGGGCUUUUAUGAUGGUGUCAUGUUGGUGGGUGAACACAAGGGCAAGAAGGUGCAGGAUGUCAAGAAAGACUUGCAAAAACAAUUGGUCGACUCCAAGGAGGCUGAUAUUUACUAUGAACCAGAAAAGACCAUUAUCUCUCGUUCUGGAGAUCAAUGUGUGGUGGCCCUGUGCAACCAAUGGUAUUUGAACUACGGUGAAGCUGAGUGGCAAGCCCAGGCCUUCAAGAUUUUGGAAAAAAUGGAAACAUUCCAUGAGGAAGCCCGCAAUAAUUUUGAACAUUGUUUGAAUUGGCUGCACGAGUAUGCCUGUUCUCGUACUUAUGGUUUGGGUACCAAACUGCCCUGGGAUGAACAAUGGCUCAUCGAAUCAUUGUCCGAUUCCACCAUCUAUAUGGCCUUCUACACCGUCGUCCAUCUGCUGCAAGGUGGCUCCUUCCGUGGUGAAAAGCCCAGUCCUUUGGGUAUUAAAGCCGAAGAUAUGACUUCCGAGGUCUGGGAUUAUGUAUUCUUUAAGGAGACUCCUUAUCCCAAGUCCACAAAGGUGAAACAAGCUACUUUGGAUGUUUUGAGAAGAGAAUUCGAAUAUUGGUAUCCCAUGGACUUGAGAGUAUCCGGCAAGGAUUUAAUCCAAAACCAUUUAACAUUCUCGCUCUACAAUCAUGCUGCCAUUUGGCCCAAAGAUGAAACUAAAUGGCCCAAAGGCAUGCGUGUCAAUGGCCAUUUACUUUUGAAUUCCUUGAAAAUGUCCAAAUCCGAUGGUAAUUUCCUUACUUUGCAUGAGGCCGUAGAUAAAUUCUCGGCUGACGGCAUGCGUUUGUGUUUGGCCGAUGCCGGCGACAGUGUAGAAGAUGCCAAUUUUGUAGAAAGCACCGCCGAUGCUGGUAUUUUAAGAUUGUACACCUUCAUUGAGUGGGUCAAGGAAAUGUUAGCUGCCCGUCCGGCCAUGCGCAAGGGAUCUCAGCAUACGUUCAACGACAAAGUCUUCAUCAGCGAAAUGAACUUGAAAACCAAACAGACUGAUGAGCACUACAAGAAAAUGUUGUUCAAAGAGGCUUUGCGUACUGGUUUCUAUGAACUGCAGCUCACCAGAGAUAAAUACCGUGAAUUGUGCGGUACUCAUGGCAUGCACGUGGAUUUGGUAUUUGAAUUCAUACGCCGUCAAGCUUUACUCAUGGCUCCCAUCUGUCCCCAUGUGGCAGAACAUGUUUGGGGUUUGCUGGGCAACAAACAGUCUAUACUGCAUGCUCAAUGGCCAGAGGUGGGUGCCAUUAAUGAAAUUGAUAUCAUGUGCUCGGAAUAUUUAAUGGAAGCUGCUCACUCCUUCCGUUUGAAUUUGAAAAAUCUUUUGCAAGUCAAGGGUAAGGGUGGCAAGGAAAAGGCAGUAGCUCCCACCUCCGUAAAACCUAAUAGGGCUUUAGUGUGGGUAGCCAAAACUUACCCUCCAUGGCAAUGCUGCGUGCUCGACACCAUGAGAGAUUUAUACACACCCACGAAUUCAUUUCCGGACAAUAAGGUGAUUGCUGCCACUCUGCAAAAGAAGGAGGAACUGAAAAAGUUCAUGAAACGUGUUAUGCCCUUUGCUCAGAUGAUACGCGAAAAGGUGGAGAGCGGUAAAGGUUUGGCUGCCAUGGCUGUUAAUCUUGAGUUUGAUGAACGUCAAGUUUUGCUGGACAACUUGGAAUAUUUGAAGAAUACUUUGGAUUUAGAGGCUUUGGAAGUAAAAUACACCGAUGAUGCUUCGGCACCCGAAAAGACGAGAGAAGAAGUAAGGCCAGGCAAUCCCUUUAUUGCGUUCACCGUUGCUCCUCAUGUUACCGUCACAUUCACCAAUCCCAUUGAAAGGUCUAGCCUCUUUCAAGUCAACACCGUCGUUUCCGAGGGCGAAACGGUCAAAACACUGCGCGAAAAAUUAGCAAAAAUUUUGAGUUUCAAAGCUGAUUUAUCUACAUUACACAUGUGGCGUUAUGAAGAUCCCGUUUUGGGACCCCGCCAAUUGCCCGAAUUCCAAGAUUACAAAAAGGGUAAGAUAGCUUUAACUGCUGGCUCGUUGCUAUUGGACAUGGAGAAACAGCAGAUUACUUUGGUGGAAGAGAAUGGUACAUCGACACCUGUUGGACGUAAUUUUAUCUAUGUUGUGGAGUAAUUUAAAGUAUUUUUUUAAAAUAUUUUCUUUCUUUUUGGUUUAAUUUUUUUUUUAUUUUCUUUAUUUUUAAUUUAAUGUUCUUAAUUCUUUGGAGUCUUUAUUUAUGAAAUAAAAGUAAAUUAUGCAAAGCAUAAUGAAAAAGCUAUGAAAUGAAA